Molecule: messenger RNA, 2816 nt
Organism: Oncorhynchus keta (chum salmon)
Lineage: Eukaryota; Metazoa; Chordata; Actinopteri; Salmoniformes; Salmonidae
Gene: mogat3a
Product: monoacylglycerol O-acyltransferase 3a
Exons: 8
Coding region: 198-1205 (335 amino acids)
Biological process (GO): triglyceride biosynthetic process
Cellular component (GO): endoplasmic reticulum membrane
Molecular function (GO): diacylglycerol O-acyltransferase activity
Source: RefSeq, a predicted model, not a curated record
UUCUAUUAGUUAAUUUCUAAAGUUCGUUUGCAGAUAUUAACUCCGUCACUGAAACUAGAAAGGUUAACUAAAAACCAGCAACAACCGAGUAACGUUGAUAACGGAACUUCCACGGUGCUGCACGAGCCUGACCCACAGACAGAACGGGACCAGGCAGAUUAAAACCUUGUCGCCGGAAAGGUCGUGUGUUUCCCGAGAUGAAGAUCCUGUUCGCUCCGCUGAACAUCCCGCUGCGGAGGAGACUCCAGACAGCCGCGGUGCUGCAGUGGAUCUUCUCUUUCCUUGCGCUCGCCCAGUGUUGUCUAGCAGGGUAUGUGUUGCUGUGCGUCUCUGAUUGGUGGGUUCUGGCGGCGCUGUAUGCUGGUUGGCUGUAUCUGGACAGGGACACACCCACCAGCGGGGGUCGGAGGUCAGAGUGGCUUCGGAACUGGAGCGUCUGGAAACACUUCAGAGACUACUUCCCUCUCAAUCUCAUAAAGACGGUGGAUCUGGACCCUGGUUCUAACUACAUCUUUGGGUUCCACCCCCAUGGUGUUCUGGUGGCGGGGGGUUUUGGGAACUUCUGUACGGAGGCGUCAGGGUUCUCCUCGAUGUUCCCCGGGCUGACCCCCUACCUCCUGAUGCUGCCAUUCUGGUUCAGAGUACCCUUCUUCAGAGACUACAUCAUGUGUGGAGGUCUGGUAUCCAGUGAGAAAGCCAGCCUGUCCUACCUGCUCUCAGCUCCUAGAGGAGGUAAUGUGGCGGUGGUGGCUAUAGGGGGCGCUCCAGAGGCUCUAGACGCCCGACCAGGAGCUCUCACCCUUCAGAUUCUACACCGCAAGGGAUUCAUCAAACUGGCACUAAAACACGGGGCCCAGCUUGUACCUGUGUUCUCCUUUGGGGAGAAUGAGCUCUUCGACCAGAUGACCAACCCUGCCGGGUCGCCGCUCCGCUGGCUCCAGGACCACUUGCAAAGGCUCAUGGGAGUUGCGCUGCCAAUGUUCACCGGACGAGGAGUGUUCCAAUACAGCUUCGGUCUACUGCCCUACAGAGAGCCCAUACACACUGUUGUGGGUAGGCCUAUUCCAGUGGUCCAGACCCCCUCUCCCACUAAAGAUGAUAUAGACGGUCUCCAUUCUCUCUACCUGAAGGGCCUCACUACGGUGUUUGAAGACAACAAGGACAACUACGGCAUUGCACCAGACAAACACCUCCACUUCAUCUAGACAUGUGCAUCCACACCUGUAAUCAGCAGGAAAAGAAGCUUAACAGACAAAUCCAAAGCUGUUGCAACACCUAGGUCAGAGUUCUAGCUGAAGGUUAGAAGGAUCCUGUGGCGUUAUGUAGGGUUCUGUGGAGUUGAUGUAGGGUUCUCAAGGGUCCUGUCUGGUUCUAGAGGGUCUUGUAGGGUUCUCAAGGGUCCUGUCUGGUUCUAGAGGGUCUUGUAGGGUUCUAAAGGGUCCUGUAGGGUCAUCUGUAGGGUCAUCUGUAGGGUCAUCUGUAGGGUCAUCUGUAGGGUCCUGUAGGGUCCUAGGGGGUCCUGUAGGGUUCUAGAUGGUCAUCUGUAGGGUUCUAGAGGGUUAGUUGGGGUUCUGUAGGGUUAUGUAGGGUUCUGUGGGGUCCUGUAGGGUCAGUUGGGGUUCUGUAGGGUUAUGUAGGGUUCUGUGGUGUCCUGUAGGAUUAUGUAGGGUUCUAGAGGGUCAUGUAGGGUUCUGUGGGGUCCUGUAGGAUUAUGUAGGGUUCUAGAGGGUCAUGUAGGGUUCUGUGGGGUCCUGUAGGGUUAGUUGGGGUUCUGUGGGGUCCUGUAGGGUUCUAGAGGGUCCUGUAUGGUUCUAGAGGGUCCUGUAUGGUUCUAGAGGGUCCUGUAUGGUUCUAGAGGGUCCUGUAUGGUUCUAGAGGGUCCUGUAUGGUUCUAGAGGGUCCUGUAUGGUUCUAGAGGGUCCUGUAUGGUUCUAGAGGGUCCUGUAUGGUUCUAGAGGGUCCUGUAUGGUUCUAGAGGGUCCUGUAUGGUUCUAGAGGGUCCUGUAUGGUUCUAGAGGGUCCUGUAUGGUUCUAGAGGGUCCUGUAGGAUUAUGUAGGAUUCUGGAGGGUCCUGGAGGGUCCUGGAGGAUUAUGUAGGAUUCUGUAGGGUCCUGUAGGGUCAUCUGUAGGGUCCUGUAGGGUCCUAGGGGGUCCUGUAGGAUUCUGUAGGGUCCUGUAGGAUUCUGUAGGGUCCUGUAGGGUCAUCUGUAGGGUCAUCUGUAGGGUCCUAGGGGGUCCUGUAGGGUCAUCUGUAGGGUCAUCUGUAGGGUCCUAGGGGGUCCUGUAGGGUUCUAGAGGGUCCUGUAGGGUUAGUUGGGGUUCUGUAGGGUUCUGUGGGGUCCUGUAGGAUUAGUUGGGGUUGUGUAGGGUUGUGUAGGGUUCUAGAGGGUUCUAGAGGUUUAUGUAGGGUCCUAUAGGGUUCUGUGGGGUUCUGUGGGGUCAUGUAGGGUUAGUUAGUACCAAGAUUAUAUUAUUUAUUAUUAUUGUUUUAGAGGGUUCUAGAGGGUUAUGGAUGGUUGUGUGGGGUCCUGUAGGAUUAGUUGGGGUUCUGUAGGGUUGUGUAGGGUUCUAGAGGGUUCUAGAGGUUUAUGUAGGGUCCUGUAGGGUCCUGUAGGGUUCUAGAGGGUUAUGUAGGGUCCUGUAGGGUCAGUUAGUACCAAGAUGGUGGGCAGUAAGACGUGUUUGUUUUUGUCCCAUGUAAAUAUUAUUAUUAUUAUUAUUAUAUUAUUAUUAUAUUUUUUGUUGUAUACAUUUCAUUAUAUUUCAAUCUAUUUUUUUUCUCCAUUUUCUAAUUAAAUAAACUUCCUGCAACCCGC